Messenger RNA from Hyla sarda, 1610 nucleotides. Its product is annotated as fragile X messenger ribonucleoprotein 1 homolog. Gene Ontology annotation, biological process: regulation of translation at postsynapse, modulating synaptic transmission; negative regulation of translation; regulation of mRNA stability. Lineage: Eukaryota; Metazoa; Chordata; Amphibia; Anura; Hylidae. Bases 214 to 1224 code for a protein of 336 amino acids. The record is from RefSeq and is a predicted model, not a curated record. Gene Ontology annotation, cellular component: dendritic spine neck; nucleus; postsynaptic density. The transcript has a single exon. Gene Ontology annotation, molecular function: protein homodimerization activity; mRNA 3'-UTR binding; translation regulator activity.
AGGGCUCAAGAAACAAAGCAGCUGAAGCAAGUCUCACAAGAAGCUCCGGAGUCUGGAUGCAGAGUCCGUGAUCAGAAAAAUAAAGGCGGUACAAACUUGGAUGGUCGGGGCCAGAGAAGCUCACACUACAGUCCAGCCUUUGGUGAGAGAAGGCAGAGGCAAAAAAGGACUAUCUUGUUUGCAGCCAGUGUCCAGGGCGUUGCCUUGAGCAACAUGAAGAAGGUAGGAGGCUCCAAGGAAGUCUUUGGAACACCAGUUGUGAAGAACAGUUUCUAUAAAGUGAAGCUGAAAGUUCCUGAAGACUUACAGCAGAUGUGCGUAAAGGAAUCGGCUCAUAAAGACUUUUCAAAGGCAGUGGAAGCCUUUUCGGUGUCUUAUGACUCAGAGAAUGCCCAGCUGGUCAUCUUGUCUGACAAUGAAGUUACCAUUCAGAGGGUGAACAUGUUGGGUAACAUCCAUUUCCGAAGUCUUCGGACAAAAUUGUCUGUGAUAUCGAGAAUCAAAGAAGCCAGCAAGAAUCUGGAAAGCUUAUGUCUGUCAGUGUCUAGAUUCCAUGUGCAGUUUGAUGUACGAAAAGACUUGAUGCGCUCAGUAAUCGGCACUCGUGGCACAAAUAUACACCAAGCAAGGAGAAUCCCUGGGGUGACUGCUGUUAUUCUUGAUAAAGAUACAUGUACGUGUCAUGUGUAUGGUGAGAACCAAGAUGCUGUGAAGAAGGCAAGAAGUUACCUGGAGUUGGCUGAGGUGGUAAUGUGGGUUCCCCGAAACUUGGUGGGAAAACUCAUUGGGAAGAAAGGAAGGCACAUUCAGAAGGUUGUCGACCAGUCAGCGGUAGUCAGAGUGAGAGUUGAGAGUAAUAAGAAGAGCUCCCAAGACGAGGGAAUGGUCCCCUUUGUAUUCCUGGGCACAAAGGACAGUGUUACUAAAGCAACCAUUCUACUGGACUACCACCUCAAAAGGUUGAAGAAAGUGGACCAACUUCAGCUAACUAGACCAAAGAGAAGGACAGAUACAUGGUCGUGUGUGCACUGUCUUUUGAAGACAAGUGCUCAUCCCCGGUGGUCUGAGCAGAGGGGGGGGAUAUGUGACAGUGUGGCAAGGAAAGGGUGCAUUUCCCACACUGAUCCUGCAGAAAUCUCCACCUGUGGACUAAUCAAUGAGGCAGCAGAAAGGGGAAGGGUCCUUAAAAGCAAGAGAAACAGAAUAAUCUGGGCUCUCCCCUAGACAGAAGUGGCUGUUAGAGGGGGGAGAUACCGUGUCCAGUGCCAGGCGGGCACAGCAAGGGCUGCUGAGGACACAAGCGUGGACUCCCGGAGUGAGAGACGCGGCUCCUGUAACAUAUAGCAAGGUGGCUGUACGAAUGGGACUUUAUGUUCAAAUGUGAACUGUGUCUUAUAAGGCUGCAGGACUUAUUGUGUUUAAACUGACAGGGAAAAGCCCAUCAGUUAUUAGUCAGGGCAUGCUACAUGUGUAGUGAGUGGCUAGACGGCCUAGGAGUUAUUUUUAUGUUUUGUUUAUCCUGCAUCCCGGUUAAUAAACCUGGCGAGGAGCCAGAAUUGCAGAAAGGACUCACUGUUUGCCGGUUUAUUGAGAAGAAACGCAUCCUGUGG